Messenger RNA from Clupea harengus (Atlantic herring), 988 nucleotides. RefSeq names its product olfactory receptor 5AP2-like. Lineage: Eukaryota; Metazoa; Chordata; Actinopteri; Clupeiformes; Clupeidae. Gene Ontology annotation, molecular function: G protein-coupled receptor activity; olfactory receptor activity; odorant binding. The record is from RefSeq and is a predicted model, not a curated record. Gene Ontology annotation, biological process: detection of chemical stimulus involved in sensory perception of smell; G protein-coupled receptor signaling pathway. Gene Ontology annotation, cellular component: membrane.
AUGAAUGGAUCAUCCGUCAUUUUCACUUUCACAGCUUAUAAGGAGAUUGGACCAGCCAAAGAUGUAAUCUUUACCAUCCUAUUCUUCAUUUAUCUCGCCACUGUAGUAGCCAACACCGCCCUCAUGAUUUUAAUCUAUGUGGACAGGUCGCUCCAUAAACCAAUGUACAUAUUUUUGUUUAGCUUGAUAUUUGAUGGUUUGAUUGGUAGCACAGCAGCUUGGCCAAAGGUCAUGGGCCACCUUGCGACUGAUAUUCACUCAGCCUCGUAUGAAGCCUGCCUUGUUCAGACUUUUUUCAUCACUUCCUAUGGAGGUUGUAUUUACAGUAUGCUAACUGUCAUGGCCUAUGACAGGUAUGUGUCCAUUUUCCAACCUCUGCUUUACCACACCAUAAUGACCCCACACAAGGUGAGGGUGCUCUUGGUUGUGGCUAACCUCCUCCCUGUCGGACUGGUGUUGGGUCAGAUAUGCCUGACAUCUGGGAUCCCUUUGUGCCGGUACAGCAUUCAUAAAAUAUUCUGUGAUAAUUUAUCUGUGUCUAAUCUGGGCUGUAGUCAGAGCACUCACACUCUUGUGACCAAUCUCUAUGGUAUAUGUACUGUUGUUUUCAUAAUCGUGCUCCCGAUACUACUGAUCCUACUGUCGUAUCUUAAAAUCUUUGUGCUGAGUUCAAGGUUAUCAGCAGACGCACGAAAAAAAGCCUUUGCCACAUGUACUCCGCAUUUACUUGUUUUUCUGAAUAUUUCCUUGUCUUUGUUGUUUGCUGUCAUUUACAAUCGCAUAACUUACUAUGUACCAAUAGAGGUUAAUAUAUUUUUAUCAUCCCAUUUUAUUCUUGUACCUCCACUAUUUCACCCCAUUAUAUAUGGUAUGAAAAACCACGACAUUAGAAAAAGCCUUUCAAAAAUUCUGAGAUCUGGGUCUGUAGUCACUGGUUGUCUGACACAACCUAAGAAAUCAACUGUUUUUGUGUUCUCAUAGCUGUGUC